CCUCAUCAUUGCUUUAAAAAUUAGCUACAAUGUCGCACAACGAAGCCGCUUCGAAACCCGGGGAACGAGUCCCUCCCAAGGACAAGGCGACUACUGGCAUUCUUCCGCCGCAUCAUUGGGCUGAACAGGAGGACGAUGACGACAACGACUCGGCACUUGGCGACGACAAAGCUAGCUCAACCGCCUCUCUCACCUCUUCCAUCAUCCAGUACAGGACCAUUCACGGCCGCACAUUCCAUAGCGGGAGAGGCAACGCACAGUACCGGGCAUCUAACGACGACCAACAAAAUGAGUCGCAGGACAUCAAUCACCAUGCAAUGACCCUCGCGCUCGGGGGCAAGCUCUACCUAGCCCCUCUGAAGAAGGAUAUCAAGACUGCGCUCGACGUAGGGACCGGCACAGGGAUCUGGGCUAUUGACUUUGCAGAUGAAUUCACCCAGGCUGAGGUCAUCGGCACCGACAUCUCACCGAUUCAGUCCCCCUGGGUCCCUCCAAACGUGAAAUUUGAAAUCGAAGACUGCACCCAGAGCUGGACCUUCCCACCCAACCACUUCGACUACGUCCACAUGCGCUGGCUCCUGGGCAGCAUCGACGACUGGAACGCCCUCUUCAGGAGCGCCUCCGCCUGCCUCCGCCCCGGCGCCUGGCUCGAGAGCUUCGAGAUGUCGGCCCUGAUGGAGAGCGACGACGGCUCCGUCACCGACCGGACGGCCAUGGGCCAGUGGGGCAAGUUCUUUGUCGAGGGCGGGCGCAAGUGCGGGCGGUCGUUCACCGUCAUCCAGGACGGGCUGCAGCGGAGGGCUAUGGAGGCUGCUGGGUUUGUGGAUAUACAGGAGCAUGAUAUGAAGAUGCCGAUUGGGAGCUGGCCCAAGGACGAGAAGAGGAAGGAGAUGGGUCAGUAUGCACAGCUUGUGCUGGAGCAGGAUUCGGAGGGCUAUGUGCUGUUUAUGGCAAAUACGCUGGGCUGGAGUAGGGAGGAGAUCUUGGUUUAUAUCGCAAACCUCAGGCGCGAAGUGCGCUCGAGCAAGUAUCAUGGGUAUUACAGACAGAAGGUCGUCUGGGGUAGGAAGCCCGAGUCGCCCUGAGCGUGGGUGCUCAUGAGUAUCCUCAAAGGAUCGUAAGAGUUCAGCAGUGUAGUAAUGGGACUGAUGGGAAGAUGAGAGGGUGAUAGGGAAGCUAUACAUACUAUAGUUGAACUAGAACCAACCCUCUUACCUUCUGCAAAUAGAUUCAUCCAAUUUUUGGCUAUGUUAUCAAUACACG
Molecule: messenger RNA, 1263 nt
Organism: Phialemonium atrogriseum
Lineage: Eukaryota; Fungi; Ascomycota; Sordariomycetes; Cephalothecales; Cephalothecaceae
Product: S-adenosyl-L-methionine-dependent methyltransferase
Exons: 9
Coding region: 30-1085 (351 amino acids)
Molecular function (GO): methyltransferase activity
Source: RefSeq, a predicted model, not a curated record